AUGAUUCUCUUCGAAACCAGCACUUCCGUCUUCGAACUCCUCUGGGACAUAGCCCUAACCCUCUUCAUCCUCCGCAUCGCCUUUGUCUACUUCCUCCUCACCUUCCUCUCCGGCCUCUUCCUCGCCUACUUCCGCUUCUCCACCCUCCAACCCAUCAAUCAUCUCACAGUGCCCCAAGCAGAGCUCGUGACCAUGCCCUUCUGGCUCCUCUUAAUCACACUCUGGGCCCGCUGGACCAUCGUGGCCUACGAAGUCCCUCGCGUGAGAGGAUUCCGGAUCGCAAUCGGCGGCGUAGCUUUGGGAUUUCUGGUGAUUGCGGAAUUGGCGGGUGGGAUAGUGUUGUAUGAGAGGGGCGUGACGAAGUGGGUUUGGGAAACGGAUCCACUGGCUGCGGGGAUGGGGUGUCUGGUUUUGGGACUUUUUGGGUUGAUGCCGGCGCUGCUGAUGGUUUUUGAGGGCGAGACGGAUGAGAUGGGUGAGACGUCUCAUGGGCAUGAGAAGAAAUCUGUGGCGGCUGCUGUGUGA
Mollisia scopiformis is the source of this 525-nucleotide messenger RNA. RefSeq lists its product as uncharacterized. Lineage: Eukaryota; Fungi; Ascomycota; Leotiomycetes; Helotiales; Mollisiaceae. The record is from RefSeq and is a predicted model, not a curated record. The coding region runs from base 1 to 525 and encodes 174 amino acids. The transcript has a single exon.